Messenger RNA from Euleptes europaea (tarantolino), 3132 nucleotides. Its product is annotated as polycystin-1-like. Gene Ontology annotation, cellular component: membrane. The transcript is spliced from 17 exons. Bases 121 to 3132 code for a protein of 1003 amino acids. The record is from RefSeq and is a predicted model, not a curated record. Gene Ontology annotation, biological process: kidney development. Lineage: Eukaryota; Metazoa; Chordata; Lepidosauria; Squamata; Sphaerodactylidae. Gene Ontology annotation, molecular function: protein binding.
GGGAAAAGGGCAGACGCUAGCAACUUGCUGUGCACGACCCCCUCUGAAGAAUGUCUUUUCUCUGUGCCCAGAGCACUUGCUGAGCAGCUGGCAGAGAGCCAAGAGGUUGUGCAGGUCACCAUGGAUCUUGCCAUCAACCCCUUCCCAUUCAACUACUACACCAACUCCUCUAUUUCCACCCGCCUUGCACUACUGGAGUUCACCACCCCAACGGGAGUGCCUAUUUCAGUUGCCAGACUAUCUAGAGAGAGAGCCAUCAGCCUGCGGUUGCCAGCUGUACAACAGAAGCCACAGGACUUGCCCCAGAAAGAGAUCUUCAUCCCUUCAAAGGAGUCGGUUAACUUUACUGUGAAAGUGGAGUUAGGCGGUAAUGCUACCAGGACACACAUCCACGUCAGUUUCACUGUGCUGAAAGGCUUCAGCCAGGAGAAGAAACCCUCACUCUGUGUCUAUGGACAUCAUGCAUCAUCUCCCAAUGAGUUCCACUACAGUCUGAAGAAGGAAAUUAUCUUUUUUAAUGGUCUGGAAGGAAGCAGACGCAGGGAGGUCACCAUAUUAAUUUCUUCUCUAAACCGCCUCAACGAGACUCAUCAGGAAUAUUACAUCAACAUCACCAGUCACUUCUGCUGCUCUCUCGUUACUGCCCAUGUCUCUGUCUUUGUCAGUCUCUGCCAGUACUUCCAUUUUCCCAGCAUGCAGUGGAGCAUAGAGGGCGUGGCCCCAACAGCUGCCUCUAGCCCCAAGGAAAUUGUAUGCCAGACACAGCAUCUUACCAUCUUCGGGGCUAGCCUCUUUGUGCCUCCUCACAGUGUUGUCUUCUUGCCACCGAAGGGGCAUUCUCAGCAGAGCCCUUUGGCAGUCAUCACUUGCUGUGUUGUCUUUGCUAUCUAUCUGGGACUAGCACUGAUAUCCCACAAACUGGAUGAUAUUGAUAUCACUCGAGCGGGGAUUAUCCCUCGGUGUGGCCAGCCUGGACGGUACAAAUACUGGGUGAUCGUGAAGACUGGUUGGAAAAGAGGCUCAGGUACCACAGCCCAUAUAGGGAUCAGCUUGUAUGGGCUGAACAAAAGCGGCUCUCGCCAUCUGGACAAAGGCUGGGCUUUCCAGAGAAACAGUCAGGACAUUUUCCAGGUGGAGACAGAUGCAAACCUAGGAGAGAUUUGGAAGAUCCGUGUCUGGCAUGAUAACACUGGGCUAGAUCCUUCUUGGUACCUGGAACAUGUCAUUAUAUGGGACAAGCUGACGAACAAUAUGUAUUUCUUCCUGGUGGAGGAUUGGCUGUCUGUAGAAAAUGAAAAGAAUGAAGGAAUGGUGGAAAAGGAGGUGCUGGCAGCAUGUCCCCAGGAGCUGAAGUACUUUUCCCGGAUUUUCCCUGCACAAAUGCGCCUUGGCUUUUCUGACUGGCAUGUGUGGCUUUCUGUCUGGAGCCGCCCUCCCAGCAGCCGUUUUACCCGUGUGCAGAGGCUCACUUGCUGCAUGCUCAUGGUUAAUCUCUUCUUGGCUGCCUGCACCACCUGGUAUGGAGCCAUAGGUGUUGAGGGUCACAGCCACCCCUUGGGGAAGCAGACCUCUGUGACAGCAGAAAGCAUUGCAGUUGGAGUUGUUGUGGCUGUAGUGGUUUACCCGAUACAACUACUAUUCAUCUUCUUCUUCAGGAAAACCUACAGUAAGGUUGUAAUAGAAGACCCUGACUCACCUGCUCAGGACACUCAAACUGUAGAGAUGGAAGUGUCUCUGAACUGUUCCAACUUGGGCAGCUCCUCUUUCUUAUCUAUCCCUGGGAGAAUGGAGUCCAUUGUGGAUGUGGGUUCUGUCAGCAGCGAGUCCCCCACGAGUGAAACUCCAGCUUCCAACAAAGAGAACUUCAUGGGAGUGAGAAAAGACAGGAUUGUCACACAAUGGCCCUCAUGCGACAGCAUCUUUGACAUCCCUGACUUCUGGAACUCUGAUUCUUUGACAAAUCGGAGUCGGAUUCUCAAGAGGAAGAAGGCCCUGGCAAAGCUGGGAAUGGAGUCCCUCUUCAGCUCUGAUGACGACCCCUUGUCGUUUUCCUUAGAAGAUUCUGAGGACAGCAGGAAGUCCAGCUGCAGCCAUCGCUCAGAGAGAGUUUUUCUUGGUUCUGUCAAAACCAAACCUCAGGAGAACAUCUCUGACUGUGUCACAUCUGACAGUGGAAGGUUUUCACCAGAGGCUGAGACAGAUAUUGUCUUUGAUGGGAUGGAAAGUUCCUGCAGUGGCUGGUCUGAUGGGAUCACACAGCAUGGGAUCAGUUGGUACUUUUUACGGAAGUCCAUGUCUUAUGUUUCUGCUAUGACAAGCAUCGGCAGUGCUGCCCUUUCUGAUCUGGAACCUUCUCACUCCCCGGUUUCAUCAGUUACCACCCGGAUAGGGGUACCCCGAAGAACUCAGGAAUGGCUAUUCCCUGCUGGAAUGCUGCCAGCAAUCUACAUGUUAAUCUUCUUGCUGGUAGCUGGCUGUUUCUCCAUCAACAUCUGCUAUGGUUCUUUCUUCCUUGAACACACUACCUUGAUGUGGCUGAUCUCCUCUUCCUGUGCUUUUAUAACUUCUGUCACCUUUCUGGAGCCACUGAAGGUGGUGAUUGGGGCUCUGCAUGCUGCUCUCAUUAGCAAGCCAGUGGAGAGUGAAGGUGAGAUGCUGGUGGAUGAGCCCUUGGUGAAGCAGAUGCCUGAGAGAGUUGGGAAAGUACGAGUGCCCUGUGGUUAUGGGCUGUUGCAAGCCAAGGAAGAGGCCAAGAAGGUCCGUGUACUCAGGGGGUUGAUGCGGAACUGCAUCACUCACUUGCUUUUCCUCCUUGUGGUGCUGACCAUCAAUUACCAGAGUUGCUUCCAUGACAGCAACAUCCACCUUUUGCAUGCUGCUGUCAAACAGGCCAUCGCUGUAACAAAUGACAAAGGACUGAACUUCACUUCUGUGAGCAGCUUUUCUGAUAUGCUGGGAUGGACAGACUCUGUGCUCCUGAACUACCUUUACAACAACCCAAGGCUAACACUAGUAGGAGUGCCUCGACUCCACCAACAAAGCUUCACUGCAAUACUGACUAGGGAUUCAGGUGGGGAUUCUGUCAUGGCAGGUGAAGUGGGAAAGCUCAGGAAAAUGAGGAAAAGGAAAUAG